UUCUAGUCCGAGGGAUUUUCUGCUCUUCAUGCCCAAGUGAAGGAAUGGUUUCCUGUGCAGCGUUUCAGGCUGUGUCGCGAGCAGAAUUUGGAAUCGGCUUCGCGAUGGCGGCCAUGAAGCGGCAAAUAUACUUGACUGGAUUCAAGGAAACCGAUCACGAGCUUUUGGUGAAGAUUGUGAAGGGGGCGCAAUGGAGGCAGAUUAAGGGGAAGCAAGGUGAUUGGAAGGAGUUUGUGGCGAUGGUGAAUAAGAAGAGGGGUGGGACUCAUAGUGACCCUGCUAGGCAUCCCGUGGACGUGCUUGCUGCAUUUGUCCAGACUUUCACCAAAAAAGAAGAUGUUGAGCUGGUGAAAAGGUUGCGGAAUUGGGCCACUUAUUGUUCGAAUCAAAAGUUGUUGAAUGAGACUCAUCCAUUUGCGAAGACCCCGGAACAGGAGCUGGUGGACGCUACUCAAUCCCAUCCACGCUUUGGGUCUUUCUACAACUUCCCAUCUUGGAUGGAGGGGUGGAAACAUUCGAAGAGAGGAGACCCUGACAGCCCUGUGAAGCUGGUGUCACUUGAUUGUGAGAUGGUCACUUGUGAAGGUGAUGUCAAAGAACUUGUUCGCGUAUGUGCUGUUGGUAGUGAUUACAAUACUUUAGUUGACGAGUUAGUUGUGCCCAACGGGAAGGUGACUGACUACUUAACAAGCAUUACUGGGGUUUCAGAGAAGGAUCUACAAAGAGUCACCUUGUCUCAGGCUGGCGUUCAGAAGCUGGUGUUGGAUUUAUUGACUCCAGGCACUAUUCUUGUUGGACAUAGCUUACACUAUGAUUUGAGAGCUUUGCAAAUCGACCAUAAACGGGUGAUCGACACAUCUUUGUUGUUUCGAGACCCUAGUUGGCCGCCUUCUUACUCUCCAAGCCUUUCCAAUCUUUGCCAAUCUAUCUUGAAGUACAAGUUUAGGGAGGAUGACAAACCUCACGAUUGCUUAGACGACUCCAUUGUUCCAAUGCGAUUGGUUCAUUAUCGGCUCGAGCAUGCUGUCAGCACUUUGUCUCUUGAAUUCCCGCGAAAGGAGGUAAAUCAAGGAGAUUUAUCCAAAUUAUUCUUGCACAAGCUGCCUAGCUCGAUCUCUUUAACUUUGCUUAGGUCUAUCUUUCCAAAAGAUCUAGCCUGUCGAAUUCAGGAUAUCAUGUUCAAGAAUAGAGGGAAAACAGGCUCAACUGUAGCCGUUUUUGAUAGCGCUGAAGAAGCAGACAGUGCGUUCGAGCAGCUGGAGGGAGUGUUGGGCAAGGAUUCAGCCGGGUACCCACAAAAGACAGUGAGCUUGAUGUACCCGUCAGGAAAUCAAAUGAGAAUGGCAGAAUUUCAAGUGCGCAAAAUGGUGAACUCUAGGUCAGUGAUCGCACCUAGACAGGAAAACGAGGAAUCUCAAGUGAUGAAAGCCUGCACAAAGAGGCCAACAGUUGACGACGUCGUUGGUGAGAAUAAUGACGAACCCAAACGACGGAAAAUUAGCUCCGGUACUGCUGCGGAUGCGAGGUGUAGUAAAGUGGUUGAAUUGGAGGACCAUGAUGGUAUCAAUGUACCACAAACUGACAGCACGUCCAUAUUGGGGCGAUCAGAUUCCUCGAAAAAAACACCUUGGGCGAACAAAUACCAGCUCUUGGAGCAACUAAACGACGAGGAUGAAGAGGUAGAAGAAGGAGAGAUUUCCGAAGGGGAAACUAAGGACGCAGCUGAACGGCCCGGGCACAAAGUAUGCUCCUGCUCUCAUCUCCAAGAGCUAGAAGCUUUGAAAUCAGAACUCGUCAAAGUGCGCAAGGAAUCAAAAUCUAAAGCAGAUGAGAUCAAGUCGUUACAGAAGUUAGUUGCUGCAUUGUCUCGCAGGGAAGGUCUUGCUUGACAGAGCUUGUACAUUAUAGAGUAUCGCAUUGAGGCUCCAAGACCAUUCCUUUACCAAUCCAGAGUUUCAACUUACUGGUCUAUGCUGACACGGACAGAUCAGAUGGGAUGCAAUCGAAUGGUUUUCAUUUGACACAGAAUCAAAUGAUGUUUCACUCGUAUUGAUGACAGCAGAUACAGGUCUUCGUUAAUUUGAUAACAGGAUAAGUGCAAGCUGAAUGCUUCACAUUCACUACCGUACACCAAGAAUGUGUCAUGCAUACCCAGCUUGCGAUCUUACAACUUGGCCCCGUGCUUGUAAUGUCGUGGAUUCGAUCGACCUCAGUUGCUCCCAGAGAUGCAACCAACUUCAACAAAGCUCUGAAGGCAGUGGUGCUUGCAGUUUGAAAUCUUGUUAUCCUGUAUGUCACCUGAAACCAUCAUAAUUUACCUAUUCCUGGAUCGAAAAAUUGGAGUACGCUUGUAGAGAUCUUAUGUUGAUUCAAUUUGUGAGGUAAAGUGUGGUAAUUAUGGUUGCAAGUUGUCUUCACAGCAUGAUAAUUUUAUCAACGGUGGAAAUGCUUGCUUCAAGUAGGUUGUUUUCAUCUAGAAAGUCAUCUUUAAUUUGAGGCUUAGUUUUAUAUUUUGUUCUUUUAUUACAAAUUUUAAUACAACUUGGUUUUUGCAUUGA
Messenger RNA from Physcomitrium patens, 2558 nucleotides. Its product is annotated as small RNA degrading nuclease 1. Gene Ontology annotation, cellular component: nucleus. The record is from RefSeq and is a predicted model, not a curated record. Gene Ontology annotation, molecular function: nucleic acid binding; exonuclease activity. Lineage: Eukaryota; Viridiplantae; Streptophyta; Bryopsida; Funariales; Funariaceae.